CCAGAAUUUGAACUCUGAUUGAUUCUCCUGGAAAUGUAUCUGUUUUCACCUCAGUGAAAGCUCAUGUGAUGCAUAGGUGGAGAUGUGGGAUAAAAUCCCAUUUGCUCAGUAACUUUGGAUCAGCCACUGUCUUUCAGGGUAAUCCAACGUCACAGGGUUGUUUUUAAUGUAAGUAAGUGGGAAUGAGUUUUGUUUGGAGGAGGAUUGGGAUAACAAUAUAACUAAUUACAGAUGGACAGGUAUACCCCAGUUAACUAUGUUCCUGAAUAUUACUACUUUAACAACAUUUGCUACCAGAGGCGGAAAUAACAUGAACAAAUAGGGGUAGGGCUAUGCACCACACGAAAGAAUAGUUCAUGUUUCAGCAAACUUUAUAUUUAAAACUAAUAAUAUGCAUAUAUGAAACGAAGCGAUUGGGUCAAGUUAGCCUUGCAUAAGUAAACAAAAUUAAAAUUGAAUCUUAUAGACAGCACAUGAAAGCAUCUUCCAAAAUAUAUCCAGGGAUAGAAUUUUCUUUCAGCGGUCUCUGAUUUCCUUAUGAUUUCCAGUUUUGGUGGCCAAACUUACAGAGCUAGAGUUUUGUUUUUGUUUUUUAAUAUGCUGGGGUGAAGCCGACCUAUCUGCUCUUCUCUUUUUUCUGUUUUGCUGUUCAUAUAUGCUUACCAAAGGCUUCUUGAAGCAGCUGCUGUCUACCUUGCCUGUUGGAGGCAGACACAUACAAAUACAAGAGGAUUGGCAAGAGCAGAAUUCCAUUCUUUCCCAGCUCAAGGUUCUUGCACUAUUCACUAUACAGUAGAUGCACUGCUGCAACCCAACACCCAAAGUCUGUGUUUCUCUACCGUUUUUCCUCCCAACACCAGUACUGCUAAAAAAAGUUAGCUAGGCAGAGGAAAAGAAGGAAAAGAGGACACUGGGUAAUUAUGAAAAGUCUUUGUAAUAAUGGAACUUCUUUCCCAGAAGCUUUGUAAACUGAGGUAUGACUAUACUUCACAUUGUUUGAAUGUAUGGAAAGGGCAUGCACAUGCAUUUCCAUUCUUUAUUUUCAGUCAUUGUAGGAGACUUGUCGAGUUAGUGUAUAUGUGUGAAUACAUGUUUUAGGUUCAAAAAUAAAAUUUCCUCCACUGCAACCAGUGAUGGGAAUAGCAGGAGGAAAGGCCACACCAGCUUUGUUUUAAAAAAAAAUGUGUUGGGAAUCCUUUUUAAAAAUACUGUAAAAUGGCUGUCUUUUCCUGCCUGUUCUAUUCAACAGCUAUAAUCUUACUGAGAUAUUCGAACUAGUGUUUGUAUGUGAUACUUUUGCUAAUAAAUAUAUCCUGUAACUACCUUGAUCACCUAGCAAAAAGGCUUCCCUCUGAAAACAUACAUUUAACUGACAGUGUAAAGCAACCUUUCCCAAUAUAGUUUCUUGCAGUGUUUUGGGAGUAUAGUAUUCAUCAGUCCCAGUUAUAACAUGGCCAGUGGUUUGAAGUAAUGGGAAUGUUUUGAUCGUUUACCUGUCUCACAAAAUGGACUUUGGAAAAUUACUUUUUUAAAAUUAGGAUUCCCAGAAUCCUCUAAUCAGCAUGAGCAGUGGCUAGAAUGGCUAGGGGAUUCAGGAAGGAGCAUCCCAAAGUUUUCCAAGCUCUGGUAAAUAUAAAUAUGCAGAAGUAUUUGUACUCUACAAUCCUUUUAAUAAUGUCCAGAAAACAAGUUCAUUUGCAUUCUCCUGGCCAGAAUUAAUAUAUAAGCCUAAAUCGAACUGUUGAUUUCAACAAAAGAGUGGACACAGAAAGUUGUCAUAGGUUCAGUGUGUCUGCUGUAGUUGAAAGGACUGAGUUCCUUCCCCUGCCAUGACUGUAGCACAAGUGAGCAAUGUUUUAAGGUGCAAUUUCCAUCAUUCCUCACCACUGGCUGUGGUAGCUAGUGCUUACAAUCCGACAACAUCAGGAGGGAUAUACAUUCCUCAAUCUUGAUGGGACAUAUUGAAUUUUCUGAAAGUGAGGUGUAAUCUAAAUGAGCAAAGCACUGGUAGUGAUGGUGCAUAUAUAAUCUGUGAAUGUAUGUGCCAUUCUCAUAUAAAUGGCAUACUAGAAAAUCUUGGAUUAAUACAAGGUUCAUUUGGGCAACUGUUCAGACUUAAUGCUUUAUUGAUAACCUGUGAUUAUGUUUACCAUACUGUUAACAGUUUCUGCACUGGUCAUUUUGAAGGUUCAGUCAGAGAUUACAUGCAGACUACCCCUGCCUGAUCCCGCACCCUGCCAUUUUUGUAUAUCAGUGUCCCUGGUGUGCUGUUUAGGAUUAAUUAGGUUUUGCUUCACUUCCAAAGUUCCACUGCACGAUUGACCAUGAAUGCUAGUGGCCCAGGAUAUCCAUUAGCUUCUCUCUAUGUGGGUGACUUACAUCCGGAUGUGACUGAAGCCAUGUUGUAUGAGAAAUUCUCACCUGCUGGACCAAUCAUGUCCAUCAGAGUUUGUCGAGAUGUUUCCACACGCCGAUCUCUAGGUUAUGCAUAUAUAAAUUUUCAGCAGCCUGCUGAUGCUGAGCGGGCCUUGGAUACUAUGAAUUUUGAAGUCAUAAAAGGUCGGCCCAUUCGCAUCAUGUGGUCCCAGCGAGAUCCAGGACUCAGGAAAUCAGGAGUUGGCAACAUCUUCAUCAAGAAUCUGGAUGAUUCCAUUGAUAACAAAGCCUUGUAUGAUACUUUCUCCGCCUUUGGGAAUAUUCUUUCUUGCAAGGUUGUUUGUGAUGAGAAUGGAUCCCGGGGUUAUGGCUUUGUUCAUUUUGAGACCCAUGAGGCAGCAAACAGAGCGAUUGACACAAUGAAUGGAAUGUUGCUCAAUGACCGCAAGGUUUUUGUUGGUCAUUUUAAAUCUCGGCGAGAGCGUGAAGCAGAAUAUGGAGCAAAAGCAAUGGAAUUCACUAAUGUUUACAUCAAGAACUUUGGGGAUGACAUGUGUGAUGAAAGACUGCAGGAAAUAUUCUCAAAAUUUGGGAAGACCUUGAGUGUCAAAGUCAUGAUGGAUAACACAGGUCGUUCAAAAGGGUUUGGGUUUGUCAACUUUGAAAAACAUCAAGAUGCUCAGAAGGCUGUUGAAGACAUGAAUGGGAAGGAGGUCAAUGGACGAAUGUUGUAUGUUGGCCGAGCUCAGAAGAGGAUAGAACGUCAGAGUGAGCUGAAACGUAAAUUUGAGCAAAUCAAGCAGGAGAGAGUGAGCAGAUACCAGGGGGUGAACUUAUAUGUGAAGAACUUGGAUGAUGGGAUUGAUGAUGAGCGACUGAGGAAGGAAUUCUCUCCCUAUGGAACCAUCACCAGCGCCAAGGUGAUGACAGAGGGUGGACACAGCAAAGGGUUUGGAUUUGUAUGUUUUUCCUCCCCAGAAGAGGCUACAAAGGCUGUGACUGAAAUGAAUGGGAGGAUUGUCAGCACCAAGCCUUUGUAUGUUGCAUUAGCUCAAAGGAAAGAGGAAAGAAAAGCCAUUCUCACCAACCAAUACAUGCAGAGACUGGCUACCUUGAGGGCCUUGCCUGGUCCACUCCUCUGCUCCUUCCAGCCUCCUCCAGGCUACUUCCUGCCCUCCAUUCCACAGCCACAACCCAGAACGACUUUCUAUAAUCCAAGCCCUGUUGCCCCAGUCCGCCCUGCUCCUCGUUGGAAUGUUCAGCCUUCCAGGUCUCCUUCAACCUAUCACACAGCCACACCGAUCUUGAGGACAAGUGCACCUCCUAGGCGCUUGCUGAACAACAUCAGCACUAUGAGACAAGCAUCCACUCAAGUUCCCAGAGUGCCACCCAAUGCCCAAAGAGUGGCCAACAUAGGAACCCAAACUGUCAGUGUUCGGGCACCCACCUCACCAACUUUCUCACGUGGAAUCUCACAAUACAAGUACUCUUCAGCAGUGAGGAACAUCCAGCCCUUGAGUGCGGUGGCACCCAUGUCAAUGCAACAGAUUGUAGAACCAGCUGUUCAUAUUCAUGGGCAGGAGCCACUGACAGCAUCCAUGUUGGCUGCAGCACCUCCUCAGGAACAGAAACAAAUGCUUGGUGAACGUCUCUACCCCUUAAUUCAUGCAAUGCACCCAUCCUUGGCUGGAAAGAUUACAGGCAUGCUGUUGGAGAUAGAUAACUCUGAGCUGUUGCUUAUGCUGGAGUCACCAGAAUCCCUCCAUUCUAAGAUUGAGGAAGCAGUUGCUGUACUGCAAGUUCAUCAGCUGUCUGAAGCAUCACACAAGAGUGGCUCAUCAGCAUUCCUCCAGUGAUGAAGGUGGAUACAGAAAAACUAGGAAAAAGAAGGUGGACAACUUUGCUGAAGAAAGCAGCACCAAGCACAAAAUGUUUCCUUUCUUUGCUGUUAAAAUAAUCUGCAUAAUGUAUAUAGGCGGGUUCACACAGAAAUCUAGCUCUAUAUGAAUCACUUUUAUUUGUGCACUUAAAAAGCCAUUUCAAGUCCCCCCCCCACUGUCAUUAUACUUACGUUUAAAUUAUGUAUUUAUUCACAUGUGCUUAUCUGGUAACCCUAAUACGUGGGGGACAUAUUUUGGUAAUGUAACAGAUAAUGAAGUGGAACGAAAUGUUUCUUUUGUUCUGUUGAUUGUAAAGUUAAGUUGCAAUACUGGUCAUUUUUAGUAGCUUUAAUCUUAAAACACUAUUGGGGCUUAUAUGAGUAUUUUAUUUGUUCUUAUUGUUGACAUGAUAAAGAGCU
Molecule: messenger RNA, 4675 nt
Organism: Sceloporus undulatus (fence lizard)
Lineage: Eukaryota; Metazoa; Chordata; Lepidosauria; Squamata; Phrynosomatidae
Gene: PABPC1L
Product: poly(A) binding protein cytoplasmic 1 like
Exons: 15
Coding region: 2325-4232 (635 amino acids)
Cellular component (GO): ribonucleoprotein complex
Molecular function (GO): RNA binding
Source: RefSeq, a predicted model, not a curated record